This is a messenger RNA of Spizellomyces punctatus DAOM BR117, 10370 nucleotides long. RefSeq lists its product as uncharacterized. NCBI's taxonomy places the organism in Eukaryota, Fungi, Chytridiomycota, Chytridiomycetes, Spizellomycetales, Spizellomycetaceae. Gene Ontology annotation, biological process: fermentation. The transcript has 19 exons. Gene Ontology annotation, cellular component: membrane. The coding region runs from base 1 to 10254 and encodes 3417 amino acids. The record is from RefSeq and is a predicted model, not a curated record.
AUGUCACAAACAUUUCCCGAGUUUCCUCUUCCUUUUGGAAAUUUCAACCAGGAUGAUCCGAAUGGUAAAAACGAUUCUGAACUAUCAGCUCGACGCUGCCAUUUACUGACAUCAAGUACCCAGUCAAGUUCUGGACAAUCUGUUCAGUUCGCACCUCUUAGUGGAAAGGUCCUCUUCCGAAACCUCCGGUAUUACUCGCGUAAUCAAUCGAUCAGCGUUCUUCGAGGACAUAUAACCUUCCGCUACUGGGUUUCGCGGGUCCGAAAGGGCGGGGAUACUGCAGCGUCCGGGUCGCAAGAACUACCCUGUAGGAUCAGACUUCGUUUGGACGGUCUAGAAUGGUUUAUUUAUAAUCGGACUGCUGCGUAUGAGCAUCUGCAAUCUGUUUUAGAACGGUCCGGGGCUGCUCCUCCAGCGGGCCCUACCCGGUCGGAGAACAUCUCAGUAAAUAUCACCGAAGACUUCCCAAGCAACACACCAAAAGAUAUGGGUUUUCGGUGGUUUCUUCCAAUCGAUAUAGCGGCCACCACUGGGGCAAUUACCAUGGGUCUGCCUGACCUUCCUUCCAUUUUUAUCAUCCAUUAUAAAGAAGCCGUCGGGGUGUACGAGGCCGUUAAGUCCCGCUCUCUGCAUGAUUUCUACAGGACCGACUUAAACCUGUCUGUGAAGAAGGUUAAAUUCAGUAUGAUGACAAAUGUUGACUAUCGCGAACCGGUUUUGAAUCAAGCCGCCCGCAUCCGCUCGCACAACAUAAGGCGCCCAUGGUAUCGGAAGUUGGCAGCAUUCUUGGGCGGUGGGAUCAUUUGGGGCGGUAUGAAAGACGAAGAGAUCCCUCUUCAAGAAGCAGAACGACAUUGGGCCGGUCUGUCCCGAUAUAAAGUCUCCAAUGUCCCUCUUUUAAAGAGACGGCGUUUUGAAGAAUAUGCGAAAGUAACCAACGUGCUAGAUUGUCGACGAUUGGAACUGCGCUAUUAUGUGGAUAUUCCAGGACCUGUUCCUCGCGACAGUAUCAAACAAGAGCUCAGCCGGGAUAGUCAAAAAGAAGAAAAUGAUGUAGGAAACGGCGAUCUACCUCCCGAAUGGGGACUAGACCUCACGGUGACUGACGGGCAGCUGCAUUAUGGGCCAUGGACCGAUCGUCAGAGGCGGAUAAUGCAAUCGUUUUUCUUUCCUUACUCUUACCGAAACCUGGAAAAGACUGAAACCCUCGUUCCCGGAGAAACUCGAGUCUUCGUCGCCAUGAAAGUACUCAUGAAGUUUGAAGGCGAAACGGCCCUCCGCAUUCCAUUUCGUGAGCAAUCGAAGGACUGGAAGUUUUACGAUGAUACUAUCAGCGACGAUGACGGAAAUGAGAAUGUGAAGGUUGGAUCCACGGGGAGGCCGUAUGCCUGGAUCGACCUUAAAGCAAAGGGGACGUCGUCUGUGGAUAUCAUUGUACCCUUCAUACAAGGAGAAAAUGGAUACUCUACAAACGUGAAUGUUGCUCUCGAGGAUCUUUCGAUGUUGACAAGUCUGAAUUACAGCGUUCUGUUGGCAGCUCAGAGUGUGAGGCUGGAUUGCCAAAUGGAAAAUCCUUUGCGAUGGAACGGAGAGCGAACAUGGCUGUUCACUGUGGCGCUCAAUGCAGCUCAGUUGUUUCUGUUACGGGACCACGUUACCCUGAUUACGGACCUCAUUAGAGAUUGGACGUCAGGGCCUGCAACCUCACUUGAAUAUUUCGUUCCGAUGGAGUAUAAGAUCAAGUUCAACUUAAUAGACUUUGAGUUGAUCUUCUGUGUAAACCAGAAUAACGUGAUCAACCAGCCAAAUGACUUGAAUGAUAAUGUGUAUUUGAUUGUGAGCGGUCCUCGUUUACGGUUUGAUGUGUCGAUGCCCUUCCUCCAUUUUGAGGAAGAUGCGACAAUCGUCGGGUUCCAGGUCGAGUCCAAGAAGACACGCGUUAGGAUGAGUUUUCCAGCAUCUCACACUAUCGGUGCAUAUUUGACGGAAGAAGCGCGCAAUGUUGGCACAGUCGGUCAUCUAGCCAUUGAGGCAUCCUAUCGUUUUUGCAAUACAUACAAACUUGGGAAUGUAGACAGUUUAGCUAUGAAUGUGGAGGCGUCAUCAGUUCACGCAACCAUAUUCGGCUUCCUGAUCACACAUCUGGUCUAUUUCAAAGAAAAUUAUAUGGGAGACUUCAAUAACUUCGUGACAUCAGACGAAUUUCGUAAUAGAACGGCUGAUCCCACUAUGGCAGAGACCGCUUGGCGAAAGCAGGAAGCAGCGAAGGGCAAAUCAAAUCUUUUUGAGGUCCACAUUACAGUGGUAGUGCAAAAUGCGGUUGCCAUCUUGCCGGAAAAUCUAUAUGAUGUGCAGGAGGCCUCAGUACUUACGAUCAAUGAAAUUCAAGUCGAGAACCGCAAUAAUGAUCAUUACCACGAUGUACAAAUUAAUCUACGGCCUAUCCAUUGGUCCCGCACCCAGAUUGUGGCUUCAGUUGUACAGCCGAACCCCGUCGAGGAUCGCAAUUUUUUGCGCGCUCAAGAUAUCACAGUGCGCGGGCACCGUCUUUUCGGACGACCCCCGCGAGGAGCAGUUUACGCUGUGGAUUGGCGAUUGACUGUUGGCCAGAUUGUGGGAGAGUUGCAACCGUUUUCACUGCCUGCCAUACAGCAGGCGUUAGAGUGCUUCUCUUUUCAUUACGCGGAUAUGGAUAACCUUCUAGUAGCACCUCAACCGCUACCCGAUAUUACAACGGUGCAAGUAGUGCUGACAAGUAUUGAAAUUUCAGUGUGGGGACAAGGAAGUGUGUCGAGUCUGCACCUAGCCCAUGGAUUGCGACUGCAAAUGGACAAUUUUAUAUGCGCGAAUUGGAGCGAGCGCGUAUUCGUUGAAGUUCCGGAUAUCUUGAUCCGAUGUUUAGCGGUGACAAAGGAUAAAGAAGAUGGAUCAGCAGCCAACGGUGACUAUUCUUGGGUGGAAGUUUUGAAUGGGCGGACAGCUCUGUCGGUCUGCAUAUAUAGGCAGAUGCCCAACUGGACAGAGGCACAAGCCAGACAGAUGGAUUUUAUCAAAACCCAAGAUGACGCAACCCAGCGGUGCACCUUCCUAUACAAUCAGGGAGACGUCAAUAAUGGUCGUAGACGACAGGAAGUUCGCUCGGCGGAUGACACUCAUUGGUUGCCCUAUCUGCCACUCUUCACACCCCCUUUUAAGGUUACCCCCCACCAAUCAACUCCCAGAGAGGAGAGUCCUGUUCGAGAUAUAUUUGCUGACACAACAAGUUCUGGGUGGUCCGACCGUGCAGCAGAUAGCGACUCUGAUGGUUCUAGAGAUUUGGACGAACCUUCCGACCACUCGCCUUUGGCGGACUCUGACACGUGGCAGACUUUCACAGACCAAGAACCAUCGGGCGUACCGCACCAAUCGUUCCAGCAACCUGCGGUCUCCCGAUCUAUUCCUUAUCGGUCAUACCUGAAAAGAUUCAAUAUCGAUACUUCGCACCGCGACUCACUAGGACGGUCUCCCACUAUGACACAGUUUACUUCGGUUGACCCCGAAGAUGGGGAGACCACUGAUGCUGACGACUUCUACAUGGAGAGGCCAUUCCAUAGGGCUAUGAGAAAAUAUCGUCGUGGCGAAGCGAAAGCCCCGGAGAACUCGGAUAGUGAAGAGAGAAAAAUGGUUACGGUUGACUUUUCGGGACCUCUGCGAUUUCUUAUCACACCGAUCUUUCUGCGCAUUGUUCAGGAAGCGCUGGAGAAUCUGGGAAGUCGACCGCUAAGACCGGAGUCCAUGAUGGAUGCAUUUCAGAGGGAGUACACGAAUAGUCUGAUCCAGAUCUUCGCAUAUCAGUAUACUUCUUCGUCAAUUUUUGUUUCCGCGCCCACCGUACAUAUUCAUUGCAUCCAAGAUAUGCUGCUUCCAGAUGUGACUUCGUUCUUGCAUGAUGACCUGCCCCUUCGAUACGAGUUAUCUGACAGACUGUUGUGCUCAUUCGAUAUUGUCGUUACGGGUGUUACUGGAAGAGUCAAGACGACGACCAAGAACCCCACGGCUGCAUUUCGCGAGCCACAACAAAACGAAGCCAAAUUCGUCGUUGAUGUCGAGAGAGUUGCUACCAAACUGCGAUUUGUUGGAAAUAUGAAUGCUGCGGGCAUUGUGGGCAUCCCAUCAGCGAAGCAACAUGCUCGCGCAACCCCAGCGGAGGGGGCGCUAGAAGGCGUUCCUGUUGUUCUAGAUUUGCUAGCCGAAAAGAUUCAGUGGGAAGGACAUCUCGAUUGGCGGUCGGAUCUCAAACCCGGAGAACAAGAUGGGAGUUCAAUGAAAAUUAGCACGAAGGACUUGUCUGUCGUUUCAAUCAACGAAACUAUAGAAAUCAUGUUUGGUGCCAUUUUCAAGUGGGUUACGUUCGGUACGGAUGUGAGUAAGCUGGCUAGCGAAUUCAGAGCACGACGGCGAAAGGAGCUUCAAAAGCUCGUGAGCUUAGUCGCGGAAAAGGCCUAUCAUUCACAGAUAUCAGGAGAUCCAGUUUUCUUAACACACCCGUCGACGCUGUGGCUGCUGGGAAACCGUAGACAUCAGAAUGACAGUGGAUGGAAGCUGCUCGCCCAUCUUCGAUACUGCCUGCGAGCAUUGCCGCACCUCGUGAAAGAAGAGAUGUGUAGGCAGUUGGGCAAUAGCAUGGAUGCAGACGCCAAACUCAUGUAUGUUUCAAUUCUCCGUUAUCUUGGCGCCUGGCGACAAUGGGAGGUAAGCGACCUCUCAUCUACACCUCUACUGCGUGGCUUGUACAAUGUGAAACCACCAGUUCCGUGCACCGCGACGGCAACCAAUAUGGAGACGUUAAGCCGAAUAUUGAAUUGGAAAGGGAUGUUGGAUGUUGCAAGACUCGACAUCACCAUCAUUGAAUUCCAAAAUGACGACAGCUCCAUUAUGGUCGGGCCCAUUGUUAUGUCUGGCAAAAGCCGUGUGUGUGACAGGGAUGUGCCGGACCUUUCAGCGGAAUGCGACUUCGGGUCUGACAUUGACGCUCAGUUGGGAAACUUAAAUGGCUCCCGGUCGCAGAGCGGCUGUGGUCAUUUGGAUGUGAGAUGCAGAGCGCGAAUAGAGCGUAUCGAUACCGUUGUCAAUCCCAACCUUUUUGGGUUUGUUCGUCAUUUCCUCCGGGUACAUCGCUGGUUUCAAGCGAGGCUGGAGUCAAGUGAAAGGAGCCACGCCGCCCAAAAGCAGGGUGACAUAUUGGCUUCCCUUGGCAGCGCUUCGGAAACAACCCUGCUUCGUGGACUACCUGUCGUAUUUUUUGGGACGGGGCUUGUGACUAGAUUCUCGAUAACGGCAGCUGCUCACAAUCUUGUGGCACAAGCUACACUGAGAAAUAUUCAGGCAUGUUCAAUGCAUCUCACAAACAAAAGAACUCAAGACAUCUAUGAGGAACAGCGCGAACCGCUGUAUGAGCCCGGUCAUCUCUUACACAACACUGUGGUAACUGUGGCAGAUGUAAACGUUACCAUGUACGAACGCACUGUGAGAGCCGGAAAGCUGCAAGAUACCGCAACUUUGAUAUCGCUUGAGCUUGGCGAAAUAAGUGGAACAGCUUCGGUCAGCCAGUCUUCAUCCACAGACUCUCGAGGAUCUGUGGUCCAUCCGUCAGAAAUAUUGUCAUUGGCCACCGUAAUACGUUAUGCUGGCUUGCGUCUCCCCAGAAGUUUGCUAAAGCUGCACACGUUCCUGGAAAAAUGGGGGGAUGAAGAUCUACCUCGUUAUGACUUCCUUUUCAAUAGGUUAGUCCGAGAGUGGGACAGCGGACAGCUAGACGUUCCCGUGGAGGGUUUGAGCCGUAGCACCAGCUCGAAGAUCGGAAAUCUUUCACGACCGCGCUUCGAGAGUAUUCGACUUGAAUUUUUACUUAGCCACUUGUCAAUUCAAUCGGAUUUAUUGGCAUCUCUGAACUUCUUUUAUGAUGCCCACAAUCUGCUCAUAGGAAUUAGUCAAGACGAUUCUCCAGCAGCUCUGGGGGGAGCGCCGAAUAUGCUGAAAACGAGGAUCGGCUGGGAGGCACGCUUGGCUAGUCAUACUGUUAAAUUUCUAGCGAGAAAGACGAGCUCAAGGACGUAUAUUGACGAGCCUUCACCUGAUAACCAGUGGACAACUUUUGACUUGCCAACCGCUAGCUCAAAAGGCUCAGUUGUACACGGAGCGUCCCAAACGCAAACAAUGCCGGGUGAGAGCCUGGAAACAGUCCGUCAGCCAGUCCCUCUGCAGCAGUCCAAGCGAAUCGAAGCUACAUUGGAGCUGGACUUAAUCGAAGCAAGUCUUGACGUGAGCAUUAUUGACCAGCUGAUUACAGCGCAAAAUGUUCUCGGCGGUGAGUUGAACGAUAUCUUGGAGGUCUUCGCCUUCUAUAGCAGAAAAAAGGCACAUUCGAAACGCGGUGCAAGUCAUCAGAAGGAAAAGGUCGCUGGUGCGAUUCCAAGGAUUCUGUAUGCUCUGAAGAUUACUGUUCAAGGCCUUCGCAUUUCUGCCGAAAGUCCCAACAGCAUCAUAAUCUUUGAAUCCGAUCCUUUGAAUGGGUUCGUAACAAACUUCCCUCAAAGCGACGUGUCCACCGGUAGCUUGGAAUUGCCGACUGCCAUAGGUGCUGACAUACUUUCAUGGCGUUUCGUGGCUCGCCGCUUCUCCUUAUCACUGAUCCUCAAUAUGCCAAAUUGGCAGCAGUGGAGGACUAACGCCCGAGCAAAGAUGCACCCGCUAGCCUACGUUCUGAUGGGCCUCACUGUCCAGAAUUACGGACCUGCUGAAACGGUGGCUCGGGACUUUGAUAAUCUCGAGAUGCUCUAUAUCCAAGUCCAUAAACUCCAUGCUGUGUUGCAGCCAACAGCAAUGACUUCGAUGGCGGAAGCUGGGGUGUUUUAUACAAAGGAAUUGGACAGGCGAAAGCAACAGAAGGCGAAGGAAAUAAAGAGGGCGAAAGAGAAUACAACACGUUUUCUAAAGGGGAUACGAUUGCCAUUAUCACCGGAGCGAAAAGACCGUUCAUUCUUUGAAAACAGAGUGAUCCUCGUGAAAAUAAGACAAAUAGGCGCCGCGAUACCGCUCCGUGAACACGAGAGCAAUUUCAGUGAGAUUCUAGAGAAUGCACCGCCUGGCCUAGCCAGUCGGCGCAACACGAUGUCGGGGUCCGGUUUGGACCCGUUACCGGCAUUCCUAGUUUCCGCUAAAGAGAUUCAGCUUGAUUCAAUGCGUUUGAAAUCAGCUGCAGGAAGAAUCACUGAUUUGUGCUUCCAGUUUGUACCUAUAUUCGAGGCGGCAAAUGACAAGCAUUUCUCCCCGUCUGGACAUCCAAACGUAAAUCGGAUCAUUCUGCAACUCAUCAACGCCGAAUUUCACCGAACGCUAGAACAAGAUCGGAAUAUCAUCCGUGUGAACUCUGGUAUCAGAGGGUUUGAGUUAGAAGUAGACGCAACGAUAACCGAGUAUUUGAAUCAGCUCAAUGCAAUUUACGUGCGGGAGCGUGAGAAAGUUGCACAAUCAUUACCGGUGGACGAAUGUGACGAUCACAGCAAGCCUGUCACCACGAAGGAAGAGCUCGAAGAGGAUGACGGGCACGCUAACCACAUUGAAACAAACGGAGAGUCCACGGGAGGCGCCCUCCAUGUUAGUUUUGAAGGCCGUUUCGAGUUUGAAGCCGGUACUUGUAAGUUAUGGUCAGCUAGGAAUAAAGAGAGGAGCGCUCCGGCUGAAUCCCCAGCGCUAUCCACAAGCCAAUUAUCAUCAACCGGAUCUGCAAGCCAGCGAACGGGCGAAACGAGCAAUGGCGAAGAUCCUUGUCUACACGUACUCACGCUUCCAGGACUUACGUUGCUGACUGUGGGCAGAACAAUAAUUGGACCAUCAUCAAAGCACGCCAGCCUUGGCGACGAUUCAUUGAAAGGCAUCCAUUUUGAACUCGUCAUCCACCCUACGCAUAAUGUUCUACAUCCGGACAUUGUCACUUUCUUUCGCGACGUGAAUGCUAAUCUGAAACUCGGACGGAUUCUCAAGCAUCAGGAGGAGAUCGAAAGAGGCGUGAACGACAGUAAUCAGUCUCUCGACAAAAAGCCACGUAAUGAAACGGAGACAAAUCCGACCUUUGUAGCGUAUCAACGGCAUAAAAUUACUUUCUACUUGCGGUUGUCCAGAACUAAAGUCAGUCUCAGCUGCCAACCCGUUUCAAAAGUCAGCUGUAACUUCAAUUUGGAUGAGGCGGAUUUCAUGUUUUCGUUCUUGCCGAAAGGUGUGAGCAAAGACCGAACUCAGUAUAUGAGCUGUACCGCCAAUAUUCUGGGCACGUCCGGAGCGCUCCGACAUGCAUUUUCCCCUGAAGAUUGCCUAAAUGCGGAGAUACCACGAGUCACCUUCAGCGUGACAAUGAUAGAGCGAAAGCAUAACCGGACAUAUGCCAUUGAAAUCGGUGUUCCUUCCUUAAUUGGAAAUCUUAAUGCUAGGCAUCUUCAGGAUUUCUUUCUUUUCCAACGUAUGUGGUUGGACCAUCCCUCACAAUUCGUCUUCCCAUCAGGCAAUUUGGCUUCAUCCCCACCCGAGUUCGACGAUGAUAAGCAGACGCAGCGCUCGUCUCUCUUUUCCUUGGGCGGUGAUUCUGUUCACUCCCUGACAGACCACUUCAACGUAGCCGCCCGAAUAAACCAAAUCGAAUUCGCCAUGGAUCUCGGGCAAGCUAUUGGCAAAGCUACUGUUGGAUUAGAAAAUGUCGUUGUGAGUGGGAGCGUAACCAAGUCUACCUUUGGAUUUGAGAAGAAAGCCGGUACAUUCAAGUGCGAGACAAUUGGUGUCAAAAGUGAGGGUCGCUUCAGCGGAAUUACAUCCAUUGACGGAGUGCACUUUUAUCUUGACGCAAGACGGCCCCUGCGCACCAAUUUUGCCGCAAGAUCAUCAUUUGUUGGAAUGGAAGCUGCUCUCAGGGUGGAUCAUUUAGGAUCCCAGUUGCAGUACCAGUACGAGAGAAUCCUAAUCGUGCACGUCUCUCCUUUGCAUGGCGGACUCACUGAUCAAUGGACACUCGGUGACGAUGGCCCUGAGCUCUGCAGUAGUGCUGAUAUUAAGGUGGACACAUUCAAAGCGAUCAUGUCUCGACGAACAAUCCCCACACUGGUACAUCUGGCCAAACGCCUUCAUGCGUUAAUUGAAGAAAAAAGAGGGAUAGACUCAGUCUCCGCCAAUACAACUAAUCGCGGCGAAACAGUCUCUUCGAGUCCGUCCACUGGAUCCUUUUUGUUGCGGCCGCAGGAUCGAGUGCGGAGCCCUAGCAGUGUGGACGCCAGUAUCCCUAGUCCAACAUCCAUCUCCAAGCCGCUUCAUCGCGCUUCGUUCGCCAAAUCGCCAUGGGGUCCACUUGUCGGCCGGAUUCGACUAGUGUUAGGAGAAGCCUUUGUGAUUCUCACCCGGUAUAACUUCCGUGAUCCGGAUUUCGCCCAAAUAGUUUCAAAAAGGUUUGAGGUCUACUACGAAGGAUCCGCAAGUGCCGCGCAUAGGGCUGCUGAAAGCACGUCAUUCGAAUUGGGUGGUUUCAAUGUGAAGAAGGGUGCCGCGAAGCCGAUAUCUCAAGCCGAAGAGAGCAUGUGGAGUACAGCUCAGUGGUUUGCUUUCAUGACUGCCGCUGCAACCAAGAAUGUUUUUGGUGUACCGUCCACCAAAAUCAAGCUCGCUACAGAAACCUUUUUGGAGGAGCCCAAAGUCGAAUUUUCAUUUCGCACGGAUUUUGGUGGUCCUAUUGAUGUGGCAUUGAAUUUUGGCCUCUACAAAUAUUUGCAAGAUCUGGUGCAACUGUACCAGAAAGCGGUGGCGAGAUCCGAGAGCACAAAGUCUGAAAAUGCAAGUCGCACUACGGGACCUUCGCCGACGAACGGAGGACCUAGCCCACUGAGCGGUGCGCCCACCAAAUUCGGCGUAUCUACUGCAUCUCUUGUCUCCCAAAGCUCAAAUGAUGGUGCCGCGCCUCUGGCGGCGAAAGUUGGUUCUCCUGGGGACGCUAAGGCAAAUGCACCUCCUGAUAGAGCUGGGGAUGAGCGCGACAAAGUGCAGUUCGUCCGAACAGGCGACAUGGUUUUCGAACCUCAACUUAAAGUCACUGGCGACGCAACUCCAUGGGAGUGGGUGGAAUGGCUAGGAGUGCAUAAAGAAAAGGUGCCAAGGCUUCUCUAUGAACAAGUGACCAUGAAUUUUGCGGAAUUUUUGGAUACACUCACUAAAUUUCGCGAAAUGACUGCCAUUGAUUGACUACAUACAAGACACUAAUAUUACGCCGCGUGCAGGGGCUUCUUAAUAAAUAAACAUUAAGUCUAAGCUCGCAUUCUCGCCUGUCCGAAAUAUAAGUUCUAUUUGAAUGAAAUCUG